Tachysurus fulvidraco (yellow catfish) is the source of this 981-nucleotide messenger RNA. RefSeq names its product trace amine-associated receptor 13c-like. Gene Ontology annotation, molecular function: trace-amine receptor activity. Gene Ontology annotation, cellular component: membrane. NCBI's taxonomy places the organism in Eukaryota, Metazoa, Chordata, Actinopteri, Siluriformes, Bagridae. Bases 1 to 981 code for a protein of 326 amino acids. The transcript has a single exon. Gene Ontology annotation, biological process: G protein-coupled receptor signaling pathway. The record is from RefSeq and is a predicted model, not a curated record.
AUGAACCUGACAGAGUUUAAUCAGUCUGAUGGCUGUGAUCAUUUCUCCUGUCCAGAGAGAUCUGUAUCUUCUGCAGUUUAUAUCUUACUGUACAUCUGUUCAGCUGCUGUGGUUCUGCUAACAGUGUGUGGAAAUAUGCUCAUCAUCAUCUCUGUUCUUCACUUCAAGCAGCUUCACACACCAACAAACAUGCUGGUGCUCUCUCUGGCUGUGUCAGAUUUCCUUGUUGGUGCUUUAGUGAUGCCGCCAACGUUAAUCUGGAUGAUUGAGUCAUGCUGGAUUUUUGGGAGAGAUUUCUGCAUCAGCUUUUUGUUUAUUGGUGGUCUCCUCAUGAUCAUAUCAAUUUAUAAUGUUGCCCUGAUCGCUGUAGAUCGGUAUUUAGCUCUGUCAAACCCUUUUCUCUACACAAACACAAUCUCUACAAGAAUUAUGUGCAUUGUGGUUUCAACUAACUGGUGUGUAAAUCUGGUGUACAGUCUAGCAUUCAAUUAUUUUGUUGGACCCUUUACAAAUACUGUAAUGUGUCCUGGAGAGUGUUAUUACUUACUAAAUGAGGAUUGGUCUGUAACUGAUCUCAUAUAUUCAUUUAUAUUUCCACUUUCUGUCAUAAUCAUAUUGUAUACUCGAGUUUUUGUGAUUGUUAAGAAACAUGUCACUGCUAUCAGAGAGCUUAAUAAUCACACACGGCCUAAAACACAGAAAAUCACCUCACACUCCAUGAAAUCUGAGAGAAAAGCAGCUAAAGUCCUCGGUAUUUUAGUGUCUGUGUUUCUGGUGUGUUUACUUCCAUAUUUUAUUUAUAGUUUAUUAGGGAAUGUUAUUGAACUACAGAUGGAAACAUUUCUAGUUGUGGUUUCUCUUAACUCCACAAUUAAUCCCUAUAUUUAUGCUCUGUUUUACUCGUGGUUUAGGAGGUGCAUUCAUAUAAUCAUAACUCUGAAAAUAUUUAAAAAAGAUUCUGCGUUAAUAAACAUGAUUUAA